ACUGACCCUCUACCCAUCUCUACCAGGUCAAUGAGGUGGCAGUGAGCUGUUUACCACGGCUGGUGACGAAACACAGAAGCUUUUCCCUUCUGGAGAGGGAGACAUGACCCUCAGGAGCAGCUGAAAAUCCUGCCAAAACCAAGCACCAUUUGGUGGGACUGGUUUAGGAUGGUUCCUAGCCCAGCUGGUUGGGUUAUAUGGCCAUUUUAGCACAACAAGAACUAAACAGAAAGCAGGGUAGGAAACGUAGGCUAGGAGAGGCUUCUUGAGUUGCUCAGCCUAGCUCUUGACCAUCACAAACCACAGCUCCAAAGGAGCCCUACUCAGAGACAGCUCUUUACCACCUUCUUCAGAUCCGUUUUCUUCCAUAGAAGACCCAUGCCCUGGCACUGAGAAGCUCUCUGAGCCCUUUCACCCUUCCGAGCUACACAGCUUUUGUUUUCUCUUCUUUCCUUUCCUGUGCAGCAAGGAAAUAGGUCACAUUUCAAAGAAACCAGCAAACAGAGGUUAGCGAAUGCUAGGCAGCGCACUGGAUGCUGUGGCCCCGUCCCCUCCCAUCUUCCAAAAGCAACGUAUUUCUCACUCGCCAGAGAAAACUUUCCCUCUUUUUUCCUUUCUGUCUUCAAAAUCGCUGUCGCCAAGCCCUGACAAGACACCCCACCCAUCUGCAAGCCAGCCCGAGCACCAGCAGCACGUGAGCCAGCCCAGGCCAUCCCGGUGAGCGCACGGAGAUGCCAGAUGCUGCAGCUCACCUGCCCUUUUACUACGGCAGCAUUGCCAGGGCAGAAGCGGAGGAGUACCUGAAGCUGGCGGGGAUGUCGGAUGGGCUGUUCCUGCUGCGGCAGUGCCUGCGCAGCCUGGGGGGCUACGUCCUCUCCAUGGUCUGCAACCUCCAGUUUUACCACUACGCCAUCGAGCGCCAGAUGAACGGUACCUACGCCAUCGUGGGGGGCAAAGCGCACUGCGGGCCGGAGGAGCUCUGUGAGUUUUACUCCAAGGAUGCUGAUGGGCUCUGCUGCACCCUGCGCAAGCCCUGCAACCGCCCCAGCGGUGUGGAGCCCCAGCCCGGUGUUUUCGACAGCAUGAGGGAUAAUAUGGUGCGGGAAUACGUGCGGCAGACGUGGAAACUCGAGGGGGAUGCACUCGAACAGGCCAUCAUAAGCCAGGCUCCACAGGUAGAGAAGCUCAUUGCCACCACAGCCCAUGAGAGGAUGCCCUGGUACCAUGGUAACAUCACCCGGGACGAAGCUGAACGGAGGCUCUACUCAGGGGCACAACCUGAUGGGAAGUUCUUGCUGAGAGAAAGGAAGGAAAACGGCACCUAUGCCCUCUCCCUUGUCUAUGGCAAAACCGUGUAUCACUAUCGGAUAGACCAUGACAAGUCCGGCAAGUACUCCAUCCCCGAGGGGACUAAGUUCGACACACUCUGGCAGUUGGUGGAGUACCUAAAACUCAAACCGGACGGGCUGAUUUUCUACCUGAGGGAAACCUGCCCCAACCCCAACAUGCCAGUGUCUGCAGCACCAGUUCCACCAACCCAUCCCUCUGUGAGCAGACACCUGGGGCCUCUAAAUGCAGAUGGAUACACGCCAGAGCCUGUAGGUGCAGGGAAGUCGCGCCUGCUACCCAUGGACACCAGUGUCUACGAGAGCCCGUACAGUGACCCUGAGGAACUGAAGGAUAAGAAACUCUUCCUGAAGAGGGACCAUCUGAUGAUCGAUGAAGUGGAACUGGGGGCAGGAAACUUUGGCUGUGUCAAGAAAGGAGUUUACAAAAUGAGAAAGAAGCAGAUCGAUGUGGCCAUAAAGGUGCUGAAGAGCAACAAUGAGAAAACGGUGAAAGAUGAAAUGAUGAAGGAAGCCCAGAUCAUGCAUCAGCUGGACAACCCCUACAUUGUCCGCAUGAUUGGGGUCUGCGAGGCAGAGUCCCUGAUGCUCGUGAUGGAGAUGGCUUCUGGAGGGCCGCUCAACAAGUUCUUGGCUUCCAAGAAAGACGAGAUUACAGUCAGCAAUAUCGUGGAGCUGAUGCACCAAGUAUCCAUGGGGAUGAAGUACUUGGAGGAAAAAAACUUUGUCCACAGGGACCUGGCAGCCAGAAAUGUCCUGCUGGUUAACCAGCACUACGCCAAGAUCAGUGACUUUGGACUCUCCAAGGCUCUUGGUGCCGAUGACAGCUACUACAAGGCCAGGACAGCAGGAAAAUGGCCUUUGAAAUGGUAUGCCCCAGAGUGUGUCCUCUACCACAAGUUCUCCAGCAAGAGUGAUGUGUGGAGCUAUGGUGUUACCAUGUGGGAGGCCUUCACCUAUGGGCAGAAACCAUACAAGAAAAUGAAAGGUCCAGAGGUCAUCAGCUUCAUAGAGCAAGGGAAGCGCAUGGAAUGCCCCACGGACUGCCCGGCAGAGAUGUACACCCUCAUGCAGCAAUGCUGGACCUACAGAUGGGAAGAACGUCCAGGAUUUAUUACUGUGGAAAACAUAAUCCGCUCCUACUACUACAGUAUUGCGAACAAGACAGAAAAUGGGCCAGAGACAGAGGACAAGUCAAAAGAAACUCUUCCUUGAGCUUCCUUCUCUGCUCCUCAACACGCUCCCUUCCUGCAUGGGACCUGGAAAGGCUCUUUGUGAAUUGUUGCUUUAAUCUCUCAAA
Molecule: messenger RNA, 2646 nt
Organism: Neopsephotus bourkii (Bourke's parrot)
Lineage: Eukaryota; Metazoa; Chordata; Aves; Psittaciformes; Psittacidae
Product: tyrosine-protein kinase ZAP-70
Exons: 13
Coding region: 732-2561 (609 amino acids)
Biological process (GO): cell surface receptor protein tyrosine kinase signaling pathway; intracellular signal transduction; protein phosphorylation
Cellular component (GO): extrinsic component of cytoplasmic side of plasma membrane; cytoplasm
Molecular function (GO): ATP binding; non-membrane spanning protein tyrosine kinase activity; signaling receptor binding
Source: RefSeq, a predicted model, not a curated record